AUGCCGGAGCCCGGGCCGGACGCCCCAAGCGCCGCCAGCGCGCAACCCCCGCCGCCGCCUCCCCAGCCGCCCGCGCCCAAGGAGUCCCCGUUUUCCAUCAAGAACUUGCUCAACGGAGACCAUCACCGGCCGCCCCCCAAGCCACAGCCGCCCCCACGGACGCUGUUCGCGCCGGCCUCGGCCGCCGCCGCCGCCGCGGCCAAGGGGGCCCUGGAGGGCGCCGCGGGCUUCGCGCUCUCGCAGGUGGGCGACCUGGCUUUCCCUCGCUUUGAGAUCCCGGCGCAGAGGUUUGCCUUGCCCGCGCACUACCUGGAGCGCUCCCCGGCCUGGUGGUACCCCUACACCCUGACCCCCGCCGGCGGCCUCCUCCCGCGACCCGAAGCUUCAGAGAAAAUCCUCCUGCGAGACUCCUCCCCUGCCUCGGGCACUGACCGCGACUCUCCGGAGCCGCUGCUCAAGGCCGACCCGGACCACAAGGAGCUGGAUUCCAAGAGCCCGGACGAGAUCAUUCUGGAGGAGAGCGACUUGGAGGAAGGCAAGAAGGAGGGCGAGGCGGCGCCGGGCGCAGCCGGGGCGGCCCUGGGCGCGGCGGCGGCGCCGGGCACGGAGGACUGGAAGAAGGGCGGCGAGAGCCCGGAGAAGAAGCCGGCGUGCCGCAAGAAGAAGACGCGCACGGUUUUCUCGCGCAGCCAGGUGUUCCAGCUGGAGUCCACCUUCGACAUGAAGCGCUACCUGAGCAGCUCGGAGCGCGCCGGCCUGGCCGCGUCGCUGCAUCUCACCGAGACGCAGGUCAAGAUCUGGUUCCAGAACCGCCGCAACAAGUGGAAGCGGCAGCUGGCUGCCGAGCUGGAGGCGGCCAACCUGAGCCACGCCGCGGCACAGCGCAUCGUGCGGGUGCCCAUCCUCUACCACGAGAACUCUGCGGCUGAGGGCGCGGCGGCCGCGGCGGCCGCGGGCGCCCCAGUGCCGGUCAGCCAGCCGCUGCUCACCUUCCCGCACCCGGUCUACUACUCGCACCCGGUGGUCUCGUCUGUGCCGCUCCUGCGGCCCGUCUGA
Echinops telfairi (small Madagascar hedgehog) is the source of this 1056-nucleotide messenger RNA. RefSeq names its product H6 family homeobox 3 (gene HMX3). Gene Ontology annotation, biological process: regulation of transcription by RNA polymerase II. Lineage: Eukaryota; Metazoa; Chordata; Mammalia; Afrosoricida; Tenrecidae. The transcript has 2 exons. Gene Ontology annotation, cellular component: nucleus. Gene Ontology annotation, molecular function: DNA-binding transcription factor activity, RNA polymerase II-specific; RNA polymerase II transcription regulatory region sequence-specific DNA binding. Bases 1 to 1056 code for a protein of 351 amino acids. The record is from RefSeq and is a predicted model, not a curated record.